This is a messenger RNA of Uranotaenia lowii, 4654 nucleotides long. RefSeq lists its product as uncharacterized. Gene Ontology annotation, cellular component: membrane. The coding region runs from base 939 to 4433 and encodes 1164 amino acids. The record is from RefSeq and is a predicted model, not a curated record. Gene Ontology annotation, molecular function: voltage-gated potassium channel activity. Lineage: Eukaryota; Metazoa; Arthropoda; Insecta; Diptera; Culicidae. Gene Ontology annotation, biological process: transmembrane transport; potassium ion transport. The transcript has 20 exons.
AGUCCACGAGCGCCAUUAUUACGCUCCGUACGUGUGUCACCGUGUAUAGAAAUCACUUUAAGGUGCUUUCGGGAUACUGUACAUUAGAGACCUUUUUUGAUUUUUAUGAUUAAAUAAUCAAACGUCAUAUGUCAGGAGUAUCGAUCACUAUCUGGAAUCAUCCCGUGGGCAAAGAGUGUUUGAUUGGUUCCUGGGAGUAAUACCAAUAGUCGGAGUGUCCUAAUUGAAUUGUUCAGCUUCUUGUGAUUUAUUUUGUUUGAUACUUGUGUAGAACCUUUCUAUGUGAUGUUGGAUAGUUCAAGUAAUUUCUGAAAUCAGUUGCAUCACGAUUCAACAUUCAAAAAUCUCUUUUCUUUUUGAAUAUAAAUGCUGUGAAUUUGUGUAGGAAAAGUUCUAGUGUUGAAUAACAAAAUGAAGAUGUUUUAAAUCGAUUUUGAAAUAUAGCAGCGACUUUGCUCUCGAGUAAUCGAUUAGUUUGAAUUGUGUGUUAUGAUAGAAAGGAGAGCAAUCUGUAUAUCUCCAUGAAUAGAUAAAAGAAAAGUUAGCAGCCCUCUUUUAUCGAAAGAUCCAGUCAUUGUGUAAUAAAAUAAGAAAAUCGAAUCCAAUAUCAUUCACGGAACAGGAGUCAAUUUAAAUGUGUGAAACCAAAGUGCUGAAAAAGUUAAGGCAAAUGAACGAAGAUGUUAUUACAUAAUCAACAGAAUUGACAACACUUUGUUUUUAUUACGUGAAAACUAAUAUCAUCAGCAGUAGUGAAAUAGAUCAAUUUGCAAUAGUUGUUUGUGACUUUUCCUACUAAGCAAAAUAAAUAUAUUGCGAUUAAUCUCCGCUGAGCGUUAUCAUCGCAGAUGCAUCAUGUUCCAAUUACCCAGAAGCAGUUGAACUCUUUGGAAUAGUUGGAAUUCUUGGGACGCUUUCGUGGCUUGAAUACAUUUAAAAUGCCAUUUAAAAAAAUCCAAAGACGAGUUAGUGGACCGGGAGCUUAUUGCAAUAAUUAUCUGCAAAACAGUCAGGAAAACUCCGAGUUUCUACAACUUUAUCAAAAUCAGCUGCACCAGUCUUCGGUGAACGUUGGUUAUAGUAACAUAGUUUAUGGUAGUAACAGUAGUGCACAGCAAGGUACAACAAAAUGUGGCUCAGCAACAACUACGUUAGCAGAUAAGCCUACAAGCAGGGGAUCGGAAUCCGAAGCAUCAGCCAAUACAUACAAUAACUUGGAUAAAGCAUCGUCGGCUCCGGAUGAAAAUAAUUUGAACUUUAAUUUGAUCAAAACUAGUGCUAAAUCAUUGUCGGCCAAUAAUUGUAGUGGUGGUCAUAAAAGUGUUGCUAGUGGCUCUGCAAGUGAUGCAGGCAAUGGAGGAAACAGUGACUAUCAUGCGAAAUAUUACGGAAGUGAUAACAGUAACAACUUGAAUACCCCUACAACGAGUAACGUUACGGAGCAUCAGCACAUGCUAAGUGAAUCGAAUGACAAUUCAAACAAUAGUGUAAGAAAUUCACCACUAUUCAAUGGAUGUAAAAGUGUUCUUCAACAGGCAUACUCUUUAAAUAACUCCAAUAAGCCUUCGUUAAGCAAAAACGCAUUGCUAAGCUCGUGCCAGGGAUCAUUCCAUUCUUUACAGGGUGGUCUAAGCUCAGACAACAGCACAUUUGUGCAACAGUAUGGUAGUAGUAUAUCAUCAACAAAUUCUUCGUCAAAUACUGCAACGGCUGUCGGUUCUCAACAGCAGCAAUCAAGCAGUUUAGCUCACUUUCAUCAGCAACAACUUUCUCAACAUCGGCAAGGCUGUUCCAUAACACCAGCUGAAUCAUUGAACGGUAGCGGCACCCUAGUUUUUAGUAGAUCAAGGAUUAACAGCAACAGUGAUUCAUCUAAUAAUAAAAAUAACAACUUCAACAAACUUAACUACGACAAAAAAUGCUCUAGUUCUGGUGCUAACAUAAAUAUUUAUAGUAAUAACCGUAACAAAAGCAAUAACAAUAGUAACACAAUAAACAUAAGUAGUAGUAGUAGUAGCAACCAUCAAAGUGAAACCAAUCAAUUGAAGGGUAUUAUCGAAUUGAACGCCCAAGUUAGUGAAUUGAAUAGCAAAAAUAUUGAGUUUAAUAGACAACUAAGUGCACCUACAGAGAACAACAAUAAUCAAAACAACCCAAAUUGCUACAGUAACAGUGUGUACAAUCUCUACUCGAAUCACAUCUUAAGUCAAUAUUACACCGGGUCUCCGAAUACUAAUAGCCUAAACAGAACGAAGAAGAAAAGAAGCUUCAAAUUAAAUGGAAGAUUGUUCAAUGCCGCCAGCACUGAUUCCAUAAGGUUUCACUCGAAUCUUUUAAAUCAAAAUGAAAACGAUUUAAGGGUAUCGAUUGAUAACACCUGCACAGACUCCCUGGUGACCGCAUUAGAUGACGAAGCUUUGUUAAUUAAUGAUUACAUAAACGAUAUGGCAAAAUCAAAGGUACACUUCGAUGAUGUGUCCCUUUACGGGACGCCCAAGGAGGAACCACUUCCAAGUAUACCACCGGCAACGGAAAAACAAUCAUCGAAUUUCCUGAAGAACCAACUACAAGCAUGGUUCCAGCCAACAGACAAUCGCCUGGCCAUGAAGCUUUUUGGAAGCAAAAAAGCUCUGGUCAAGGAACGAAUUCGACAGAAAACGGCCGGUCAUUGGGUGAUUCAUCCCUGCAGUUCAUUUCGGUUUUACUGGGACUUGUGCAUGCUGCUGCUACUUGUGGCUAAUUUAAUUAUUUUGCCCGUCGCCAUAUCUUUUUUCAAUGAUGACCUCAGUACGAGAUGGAUUGCCUUCAAUUGCUUAAGUGAUACGAUUUUUUUAGUUGACAUUGUUGUCAAUUUCAGAACAGGCAUUAUGCAACAAGAUAAUGCUGAACAAGUGAUAUUAGAUCCUAAGCUAAUCGCAAAACAUUAUUUAAAAACAUGGUUUUUUCUUGACUUAAUUUCAUCGAUACCACUAGAUUACAUUUUCCUCAUAUUCAACCAGAUUCAGAAAAAUAAUCAGGACUUUUCAGAUUCAUUUCAAAUUCUACACGCUGGCAGAGCACUUCGAAUACUUAGACUAGCGAAGCUUUUGUCGUUAGUGAGGUUGUUGCGACUCUCACGCUUGGUGCGUUAUGUGUCACAAUGGGAAGAAGUAUACAUCCUACAAAAUCUACAAAAAAAACAUUCAGAUCGAAGAGGAAGAUCUUUUCGAAAAGAACAGACGGGCUUUUCAAAGAGCAAUCUUAUUUUUAAGUUCCUGAAUAUGGCUUCCGUCUUUAUGCGGAUAUUCAAUCUUAUCUGUAUGAUGUUGCUCAUAGGACACUGGAGUGGAUGUUUGCAAUUCUUAGUUCCUAUGCUGCAAGGAUUUCCGUCGAAUUCCUGGGUGGCUAUCAAUGAACUACAGGAGGCGUACUGGCUGGAGCAAUAUUCAUGGGCUUUAUUUAAGGCGAUGUCUCAUAUGCUGUGCAUUGGAUAUGGCAGGUUUCCGCCUCAAUCGCUUACAGACAUGUGGUUGACAAUGCUUUCUAUGAUAUCUGGAGCAACUUGCUAUGCACUUUUUCUCGGACACGCGACAAAUUUGAUCCAAAGCUUAGACUCCAGCAGGCGACAGUAUCGUGAAAAGGUGAAGCAAGUCGAAGAAUACAUGGCGUAUCGCAAAUUACCACGAGACAUGCGGCAAAGAAUCACAGAAUAUUUUGAGCAUCGAUAUCAAGGGAAAUUCUUCGACGAAGAGUGCAUUCUAGGCGAACUAAGUGAAAAACUAAGAGAAGAUGUGAUAAACUACAAUUGUAGGUCUUUGGUUGCUUCAGUGCCUUUUUUUGCCAAUGCUGACUCUAAUUUUGUAUCAGAUGUAGUAACUAAAUUAAGAUAUGAAGUAUUUCAACCUGGUGAUAUUGUAAUUAAGGAGGGAACAAUAGGAUCAAAAAUGUAUUUUAUCCAAGAAGGAAUCGUGGAUAUCGUAAUGGCGAAUGGAGAGGUUGCAACUUCUUUAUCAGAUGGAUCUUAUUUUGGAGAGAUAUGUCUUCUAACUAACGCUAGGCGAGUUGCAAGUGUUCGCGCAGAAACCUACUGCAAUUUAUUCUCUUUGAGUGUUGAUCAUUUCAAUGCUGUUCUGGACCAAUACCCAUUGAUGAGGAAAACUAUGGAGACUGUAGCAGCUGAGAGGCUUAACAAAAUAGGAAAAAAUCCAAAUAUUAUGGCUCAUAAGGAGGAAUCGGAAUCGGCAAAUGCAGAAACUAAUCAAAUAAGUGCUGUGGUAAAUGCAUUAGCAGUCGAAGCUGAAAAUAAUUUAAAUAAUUUUAGUGACGAAAGCGGAAGUUUAAAAAAGGUUCAUUCUGAUUUAAGUUUAACCGAGUUAAAUCAAAGUUUAAGAAUGAGUUUACCAAGGCCAAAAAGUGGUGAAUUUAGAGCAUUAUUCGAAGGAAGUAGUCCUUAGUAAAGUAACAACUCUCUCUGGAAUUGACAAAUACUCUUCUAUAAGAUGCAAGUGAGAUAUUACGAAUAAAUUUUGGUUUUAAAGAAAGAUAUAGCGUUUGUUUUCCUAAUAAUUUUUCCAAUUCAUGUGUUUGACGUAUGCUUGUAGCCGUUUGAGUAGAACCCGGAGAUCAAUUACUUAUAGUACAAUUUUAGAUAUGAAUAUAUUGUAUCAAAGGAAAU